This is a messenger RNA of Mesoplodon densirostris (Blainville's beaked whale), 748 nucleotides long. RefSeq names its product GADD45G interacting protein 1 (gene GADD45GIP1). Gene Ontology annotation, cellular component: nucleus. The transcript is spliced from 2 exons. The record is from RefSeq and is a predicted model, not a curated record. NCBI's taxonomy places the organism in Eukaryota, Metazoa, Chordata, Mammalia, Artiodactyla, Ziphiidae. The coding region runs from base 38 to 706 and encodes 222 amino acids.
CAGCCCGGCCAGCUCGCGAGGACCCCGUACGGCCAAUAUGGCUGCGCCCGUACGGCAGGCGCGCAGCCUGCUCGGGUUGGUGACGACCCUAGGCCCGGGCUCCCGCGGCUACCGAGCGCCUCCGCCCCCGCGCCGCUCAACGGGGCCCUGGUGGCCCGACCCGGAUGACCCACUGACCCCGCCCUGGCAGCUGGGGCCGCGCUACGCAGCUAAGCAGUUCGGGCGGCAUGGCGCCGCCUCCGGGGUGGCCGCCGGUUCUCUGUGGCCUUCGCGGAAACAACUGCAAGAGCUGGAGGCUGAGGAGCGCGAAUGGUACCCGAGCCUGGCGGCCAUGCAGGAGUCGCUGCGGGUGCAGCAGCUGGCCGAGGAGCAGAAGCUACAAGCCAGGGAGCAGCUCAUUGAAGAGCGCAUGGCCAAGAUGCCACAGAUGAUUGAGAACUGGCAGCGGCAGCAGCAGGAGCGCAGGCAGAAGGAGCAAGCAGACAAGGAGCGGCGGGCUCGGCUGCAGGCUGAGGCCCAGGAGCGCCUGGGGUACCACGUGGACCCGAGGAGUGCCCGCUUCCAGGAGCUGCUGCAGGACUUGGAGAAGCAGCAUCGCAAGCGCCUCAAAGAGGAGAAACAAAGAAAGAAGAAGGAGGCACGAGCUGCUGCGAUGGCCGCUGCUGCAGCCCAAGACCCAGCAGACUCUGCAACACCCAGCUCCUGAGUUGUGUUCUUUCCCAAUAAAACCUGCUGCCUGAUAGCCCCA